Piliocolobus tephrosceles (Ugandan red Colobus) is the source of this 3667-nucleotide messenger RNA. RefSeq names its product olfactomedin like 2A (gene OLFML2A). Bases 1 to 1968 code for a protein of 655 amino acids. Lineage: Eukaryota; Metazoa; Chordata; Mammalia; Primates; Cercopithecidae. The record is from RefSeq and is a predicted model, not a curated record. The transcript is spliced from 8 exons. Gene Ontology annotation, biological process: signal transduction.
AUGGCCGCGGCUGCUCUCCCGCCCCGGCCGCUACUCCUGCUGCCGCUGCUGCUGCUGCUGAGCGCCCGCCCCGCGCGCGCCGACAGUAAGGUGUUUGGGGACCUGGACCAGGUGAGGAUGACCUCAGAGGGCUCCGACUGCCGUUGCAAGUGCAUCAUGCGGCCCCUGAGCAAGGAUGCGUGCAGCCGAGUACGCAGUGGGCGGGCGCGCGUGGAGGACUUCUACACGGUGGAGACCGUGAGCUCGGGCACUGACUGCCGCUGCUCCUGUACCGCGCCUCCCUCCUCUCUCAAUCCCUGUGAGAAUGAGUGGAAGAUGGAGAAACUCAAAAAGCAGGCGCCCGAGCUCCUCAAGCUGCAGUCCAUGGUGGAUCUCCUGGAGGGCACGCUAUACAGCAUGGACCUGAUGAAGGUGCACGCCUACGUCCACAAGGUGGCCUCCCAGAUGAACACACUGGAAGAGAGCAUCAAGGCCAACCUGAGCCGGGAGAACGAGGUGGUGAAGGAGAGCAUGCGCCACCUCAGCGAGCAGUUGAGGCACUAUGAGAAUCACUCCGCCAUCAUGCUGGGCAUCAAGAAGGAGCUGUCCCGCCUGGGCCUCCAGCUGCUGCAGAAGGAUGCCGCCGCCGCCACUGCCCCUGCCACCCCUGCCACGGGCACUGGUAGCAAGGCCCAGGACACAACUGGAGGAAAAGGCAAGGACAUCAGCAGGUAUGGCAGUGUGCAGAAGAGCUUUGCAGACAGAGGCCUCCCAAAACCUCCCAAGGAGAAGCUGCUGCAGGUGGAGAAGCUGAGGAAGGAGAGCAGCAAGGGCAGGUUCCUCCAGCCCACAGCCAAGCCCCGUGCCCUGGCCCAGCAGCAGGCUGUGAUCCGGGGCUUCACCUACUACAAGGCGGGCAAGCAGGAGGUGACCGAGGCGGUGGCAGAUAACGCCCUCCAGGGCACUUCCUGGCUGGAGCAACUGCCGCCCAAGGUAGAGGGCAGGUCCAACUCCGCAGAGCCCAACUCCGCAGAGCAGGAUGAGGCUGAGCCCAGGUCCUCAGAGGGAGUGGACCUGGCUCCUGGCACCCCCACCUCAGUCCCUGCCACCACCACCACCACCGCCAUGACCACCCCAACCCCCACCACCAGUCUCCUGCCCACCGAGCCACCUUCAGGUCCAGAAGUCUCCAGCCAAGGCAGAGAGGCGAGCUGUGAGGGCACCCUCCGGGCUGUGGACCCCCCCGUGAGGCACCACAGCUAUGGGCGCCACGAGGGAGCCUGGAUGAAGGACCCUGCAGCUCGAGACGACAGGAUCUAUGUCACCAACUACUACUAUGGAAACAGCCUGGUGGAGUUCCGCAACCUGGAAAACUUCAAGCAAGGCCGCUGGAGUAACAUGUACAAGCUGCCCUACAACUGGAUUGGCACGGGCCACGUGGUGUACCAGGGCGCCUUCUACUACAACCGCGCCUUCACCAAGAACAUCAUCAAGUAUGACCUGCGUCAGCGCUUCGUGGCCUCCUGGGCGCUGCUGCCCGACGUGGUAUACGAGGACACCACACCCUGGAAGUGGCGCGGCCACUCGGACAUCGACUUUGCCGUGGAUGAAAGUGGCCUGUGGGUCAUCUACCCCGCCGUGGACGACCGCGAUGAGGCCCAGCCCGAGGUGAUCGUCCUGAGCCGCUUGGACCCUGGCGAUCUCUCGGUGCACCGGGAGACCACGUGGAAGACACGGCUGCGGCGGAACUCCUAUGGGAACUGCUUCCUGGUGUGUGGCAUCCUGUAUGCCGUGGACACAUACAACCAGCAGGAAGGCCAGGUCGCCUAUGCUUUCGACACGCACACGGGCACCGACGCACUCCCCCAGCUGCCCUUCCUCAACGAGCACGCCUACACCACCCAGAUCGACUACAACCCCAAGGAGCGGGUGCUGUACGCCUGGGACAAUGGCCACCAGCUCACCUACACCCUCCACUUUGUGGUCUGAGUGGAGACCUGUGCUCCCAGGAGAGGGGCAGCAGUGCGGGAGGGGCUCUCCACAGCAGCUCCUGCAACUGACCCAGUCCGCAAAUAUUUAUUGGGGGCCAGCCCAGGGCUGGGACUGGGCAUGAGGUGGUCACCAGGAUUGAGCUUCCUCAGCAACCAGUGGGUAAUACUUGCUUCCACUUGCAGAGCCCCGUGCCAAGCACUUCCCACACACUUACCCACCUGAUUCUCCCAGCACCUCCCUUGGAGGUAGAGAUCAUGAACCCAUUUAACAGAUGAGGAGACAGAGGCUCAGAGAGGCACCAUCCGUUGCCUCAUGCCUCAGUUGUGAUCAGGCAGACUGUGCUCUCACGACAGCCCCGUUUUACAGAUGAGGACACUUCAACACACCGUCCCCUCCCUGCCCUCUCCCAUCUCCCCUGGUCUCCCUUGUUCUCUCAACUCUCUCUCCCUUCCCAGGACCACUCAGAACCAGAGGCCUUUAGGGCCAGUGUGCUGGUGUCGGGUGGAGGCCCUGGCUCUGCCUGCCAUCCCGGGGCUCUGUUCUGGCUGAGUUGUUGGUGGCCCUGGGCUUUGGGUCCCUUAGCCAAUGUCCUUGCCUCUUGUCUUUGGCCAGUCCCCCAGCCCAGCCCACCCCACCCGCUGUCCGGCCACAUUCCAAACCUCUACCGUCACCUAGCUGCUGAGCAGAAACCACACCCCGAGAGAAAAUCCCGUCCUCUGUUCCAAGGCCCCUUUCUGCUCUGCGCUCAUUUUUAUUUUCUCUUAUUCUUCAUCAGUGCCGUCAUUUGUUUCUGCAGCAGCAGCUGAGAAGGCAGCAGGCAGCUGUGCCAGGGUGGGGAGCUGAGCUGAGGCUCCCUCUCCACCCAGAAGCACUGGCGUUGCUCACAUAGUUAGACCUUGGGUCCCCUCCCUGAUUCAUCCCAGAGCCUUUGGGCCUGGAGUCCGCCUUGUCCUUUCUCUCUGGGCUUUCAAACCCAUAACCUUUACACACUCAGGGAUACCUCCGGGUCUGCCAUGAAUAAGACCCUAGGCCCAAGGCUGGCGUGGUGCCAGGAUGACACAGUUUCCCUCUUCCUUGCCAGCCCUGACCUGGCCCAGCAGCCUGAGGGCUGCAGAAGACACGGUGUGAGUAGUUGGUCCAGCGGAGGCAUCAGGCCUUCUUUUUGCAGGAGAGAACCAGAGGGUGGGAACGGGGAGGGAAGAACUGAGGGUCUGCAGACUGGACUUUUCCUGGCUUCAGAGUCCAACCCCAGGACUUGGGUUGAGCAUGCACGGGGGGACCACCUUGCCCAGGGCCACUGAUGGCUCCCCAGAGCCUCAGACCCACACAGCCCAAAGGACAAGGCCUUCAAGCCUGCCCCUCUUCUGCUUUGUUUAGACAGUAUUUUUAGAGCUGGAAAGAAAUUUUCUAGCCCAGCUCCCUGUUUUAUGAAAGAGAAAGAGGCUCAGAAAAGUUGAGAGAGCAGCUGAGUGUCACACUGGGAGCUGGGCACAGACAAUCUUCCAGAAGGUUCUGUCAUGGAGGCUGCCCUACCUGGGAAGGCACCCCAGCACCUGUGAAGGACAUUACUACUCAUCCCCAGCCGCUCCCUAGCCCUUGCUGCCUUCAUUCUGUCCCGAUGCCAGCUCCCGGGAUGUCUGUAAGUUUGAAUACCAGUUGCCAUGUUAGGAAAGUCAGCUGCACAGCCAAGAGUGUA